Peronospora matthiolae is the source of this 864-nucleotide messenger RNA. NCBI's taxonomy places the organism in Eukaryota, Oomycota, Peronosporomycetes, Peronosporales, Peronosporaceae. The record is from the annotation of a GenBank genome assembly.
AUGAAUAUGUUGGAUGAUGAAGAUGACCAAAGCUUUCACGCUACGCGUGACGGCUACUCCCAUUUGAGCGAUGUCGAAUGUGAUGCGGUUGAACGGAUGGGUUCAACCAUGGGCAUCCAUGCUGUUAGCGUCACGCUAAAGGCUCUCAAUAGAGAUGCCCAACAUGCUACUAUCGCCAAGUUUAUUCAAAAUGAACUUGACGCAGAACGCGAGAAAGUAGCCUUGCUUCACCAACAAGGUUCUCAACAAGCAGAGUUGUUGAGAGAACAGGGUGCUCAACAGUUUGAACAGUUGAGACAGCAGCAGGCUGCUGCUGGCGGGUCGAUGCACUCGCGUCGGCCCGAGACUUUGAAGAUUGACAUCUCAAAGUAUAGAGGGGUCGAAGAAGACUCCCUCUUGAGAUGGUUCGUCGAAUUGGAUGACGCCAUAAGGGCGCGUCGCAUCGACGACGGGGAUAUGCAAGCUGCAUUUGCCCAAUCAAAUCUGGCAGGACGUGCCAAGACUUGGGCACUGGGGCUCAAGCUGCACGACCCAUAUGCGUUUGGGUCGUUGGAAGUCUUCAAGUCGCGGCUCAGACAAACGUUUGAACCGCCUAGAGCUGAGUUCAGGGCUCGAACCGAACUCUUGAAGCUCAAGCAGGGUAAGCGUGAUGUGCACGCUUACGCUCAACAUAUACGACAUCUUACGAGUUGUAUAAGUUCCAAUCCAGUGGAUGAACACACGUUGGUUUCGGUGUUCAUGCAGGGUCUUGCGGAUAGUCCUGUCAAGACUCACCUAUUCCGACUUAAACUAGACUCACUAGAACAAGCCAUUUCCAUUGCGGAACAAGAAGACUUCAGUCUGAGACAGGCUCGCGCCAGCUAG